Colletotrichum navitas is the source of this 1017-nucleotide messenger RNA. RefSeq names its product glyceraldehyde-3-phosphate dehydrogenase. Gene Ontology annotation, biological process: glycolytic process; glucose metabolic process. The transcript has 3 exons. NCBI's taxonomy places the organism in Eukaryota, Fungi, Ascomycota, Sordariomycetes, Glomerellales, Glomerellaceae. Gene Ontology annotation, molecular function: NAD binding; glyceraldehyde-3-phosphate dehydrogenase (NAD+) (phosphorylating) activity; NADP binding. Gene Ontology annotation, cellular component: cytosol. Bases 1 to 1017 code for a protein of 338 amino acids. The record is from RefSeq and is a predicted model, not a curated record.
AUGGCUCCCAUCAAGGUCGGCAUCAACGGCUUCGGUCGUAUCGGUCGCAUUGUCUUCCGCAACGCCGUCGAGCACCCCGAGGUCGAGAUCGUCGCCGUCAACGACCCUUUCAUUGAGACCAAGUACGCUGCCUACAUGCUCAAGUACGACUCCACCCACGGCAUCUUCAACGGUGAGAUCAAGCAGGAGGGCAACGACCUUGUCAUCAACGGCAAGAAGGUCAAGUUCUACACUGAGCGUGACCCCGCUGCCAUCCCCUGGAAGGACACCGGCGCCGACUACGUCGUCGAGUCCACUGGUGUCUUCACCACCACCGACAAGGCCAAGGCCCAUCUUCAGGGCGGUGCCAAGAAGGUCAUCAUCUCUGCCCCCUCCGCUGACGCCCCCAUGUACGUGAUGGGUGUCAACGAGAAGUCCUACGACGGCAGCGCCGACGUCAUCUCCAACGCUUCUUGCACCACCAACUGCUUGGCUCCCCUCGCCAAGGUCAUUAACGACAAGUUCACCAUCAUUGAGGGUCUUAUGACCACUGUCCACUCCUACACCGCCACCCAGAAGACCGUCGACGGUCCUUCCGCCAAGGACUGGCGUGGUGGCCGCACCGCUGCUCAGAACAUCAUUCCCAGCAGCACCGGUGCCGCCAAGGCUGUCGGCAAGGUCAUUCCCGAGCUCAACGGCAAGCUCACCGGCAUGUCCAUGCGUGUGCCUACUGCCAACGUCUCCGUCGUUGACCUGACUGUCCGCAUUGAGAAGGGCGCCAGCUACGACGAGAUCAAGCAGGCCAUCAAGGAGGCCGCUGACGGUCCCCUCAAGGGCGUCUUGGCCUACACCGAGGACGACGUCGUCUCCACCGACAUGAUCGGCAACCCCAACUCCUCCAUCUUCGAUGCCCAGGCCGGUAUCUCCCUGAACAACAACUUCGUCAAGCUGGUCUCCUGGUACGACAACGAGUGGGGUUACUCCCGCCGUGUCCUCGACCUCCUUGCCCACGUUGCCAAGGUUGACGCCUCCAAGUAA